This is a messenger RNA of Haplochromis burtoni (Burton's mouthbrooder), 1945 nucleotides long. RefSeq lists its product as uncharacterized. The transcript has 4 exons. The record is from RefSeq and is a predicted model, not a curated record. Lineage: Eukaryota; Metazoa; Chordata; Actinopteri; Cichliformes; Cichlidae. Bases 665 to 1906 code for a protein of 413 amino acids.
UUUCGGGAAAUCUGACAAGUGGAUGACUUAUCUAAACACACAGAUUGUAAAGCUGUUAUGAAUGACGAAACUAUCCAUAGGAGCCAAAAGCCAUUUUUGAGCCAGGCUGUAAAUCUGUGAAUUUUAACAUUGAAAUCUGUUGAAGCCAGCUUUAGAAGUGUGAUUUGAUGAAUUAUGCAGCAAUUCAUCAAAUCCACAAAUGGAUUUUCCUUACAAAUGUGGCACUAUUUAAGGCAGGGGUGGGAGAACUCAAGGACCCGUGUCCUGCAGGUUUUAGAUGUCUUUGAUCCAACACAGCUGAUUUAAAUGGCUAAAUUCCUCCUCAACAUGUCUUGAAGUUCUCCGGAGCCCUGCUAAUGAACUAGUCCUUUGAUUCAGGUGUGUUGACCAAGGGUGAUAUCUAAAACCAAGACACUAGAUUUUGAGGCCUGGAGUUCCCCACCCCUGAUUAAAGAGGAAAUAAGCAGGCUGUCCGAUGGUAUAAGAUUUAUUGCCAAGAAGCGCUGUUACAACAAAGGACUUACUUUAUGUGCCAAGCUCAUUUUUUGUGUUAUACAUUAUGUAGCACUGUUUCUGUUUUUUUUUUUUUUUUAAGGACCAACGUCUUGCCUAAUCUGGCGUCAUCCAGCACUGGGCAGGUUCUACUGGCAGGGCCGUGCUGGACAUGGUGGAGCGGGAGUGGCAGCCUCUGUCUGCGGGCGAGCUGGAGCACAGGCUGGACCAGGCGGUGGAAGAGAUCCUGGAGUCACAGCUCCUGGCAAAACUGGAAAAGCAGUCCCAUCGUCGUCCUCCUCUUACCAAUACUAUUUACGUACAGUUACUACAGAAUCAGGUGGGGCCCCAAGUUUUACACACAGCAACAACAUCCAGUCCGUCCGAGCAGGAGGAAGAGAAAGAGGAGGAGGCUGCAGAGUCCCAGGAGCAGGUUGAUACUGUGGAUAAUCCAGCGAUCAAGUACAUUUCAGACCUACUUCAAAGCUCCAAAUCAAGGACACGAAUGGCUGGACGGGCUCGCUUAUCAAUGUCCCACACUGUCCUCCUGUCUCUCACACUGCUGUCCGAGCGAGUCAGUUACCGCACUGUGUCUCGCCGCUUCCAGCUGGAGAAGGGAAACAUCCACAGGAUCUUCUUCUCUUUCUGCCAGCGCAUAAACAUGCUGGAAGAGAGGCACAUCAAAUGGCCAGCUGGGAAAGAGGCUGUAGAGGCACUUUUCCCAUUCUCCAAUCUAAUUGGAAAAAAGGAAGUAGAAGGAGGACAAGGUGUUCCUCAGGUUCUGGGAGUGUUGGGACACACCCGGAUCCCUAUUCGCCUGCCUAUAGGGAAACAUGAUGUGGAGAGCACCAUACCUGAGGUGAAGAGAAUGAAGAUGGAGGCCCCUCCUGACUCUUGGUUAAACCUUGAGCUUGUGUGUGACAUUAGAGGCCGGUUCUUGCACUGCAGAAUCAGUAAAGGAUCUCAUGUGGACAGAGGUCGUGCUCUAAGAGACAAACUCAAACAGAACCCUGACCUAAUGCCUUCCAGCUCCUGCCUUGUGGCCAGAGCUGGCUACCCACUUACUGAUCAGAUUUUUACCCCGUACACAGGAAGUCACGGACCAAGAGAGGCGCUCUUUAACAAGACGCUGGAGGAGCAUUUUCAGAUCCUAGAUCAGGCCAUUGCCGAUCUGAGAGCCAGGUUUCGGAGGCUCACGUAUCUGGAUAUUGGAAACUAUGACCGAGCCAGAGCUGUUGUGCUGACUGCCUGUGUGUUGCAUAAUGUGUUUCUGGACCUAGGACAGGCGGUUCAAGGAGAGAAGGAGGAAGCCACACCCCAAGAUGAAGAGGGGGAGGCGGAUGACGAGGGUGUAUGCAGACGUGACUCCAUUACAGAUUUUCUGUUUAAAAGCUUUAAUCAUGGAAACGCGUGAACAUUUCAAUUUGUUAAUAAACUUCAGUUGUGCUCGUGA